Molecule: messenger RNA, 756 nt
Organism: Funneliformis geosporum
Lineage: Eukaryota; Fungi; Glomeromycota; Glomeromycetes; Glomerales; Glomeraceae
Source: the annotation of a GenBank genome assembly
AUGGACCAAAAUUGUCUAAUUGGCAAAGAUAAUAAACUACCUUGGAAAAUUCCUGCUGAAAUGAAAUAUUUUUCGCAAAUUACUUCGGGAAAUGCAAUUUUAAUGGGAAGCAAAACUUUUGAAAGUAUUGAAGAAAAUUUAAUUUUUACUGAUAACUUAAAAGAAAUUUUAGAACCAUACAAAGGAAAUCCCGACAAGCAUAUUUUCAUAAUUGGUGAAAAUGGAAAAGAAUUUAGCCGUGGGAAAAAAAGAGUUAAUCCCCCUGGUAUUCAUGGGAGCAAAAGGAAAAGACAUUCGGCUUAUGCUGUACAAAAUAUAGAGAAGCAAAAAGUUCGGCUUCUUUAUGGAUUGAAAGAGAAACAACUUUACAACUUAUUUAGCAAAAUCAAAAAAAAGCAAGGCAGCAUAGGAGAUAAUCUAUUAAUAAGUUGUGAGUCGCGCUUAGAUAACUUGGUAUUUCGCUCCGGGCUAGUUCACACUCGUCGUUUGGCUCGACAGUUAGUGAGCCAUGGACAUUUUUUGGUAAAUGGCCAAAAAGUAAAAACCCCUUCCUAUCAAGUGAAGCCAGAUCAGGUUAUUAAUUUACGAAGGGAAAACAUGGCAGAAAAUAAACUUAUUAAAGGCAGUUUAGAACAAAAUGCCAAAAUUCCUUCUUACCUAACUUUUGACAAGCAAAAAUUAAUUAUCACUUAUUUACGUUAUCCGGUCAAUGAGGAAUUUAACAAAGGCAUUGAUACUGAUUUAGUAGUCCAGUGA